AUGGCGGCGGGGGCGUGGGGGGAGCGUCUGUCGGGGCUGCAGGCCGUGCUGCUGGACAUCAGCGGGGUGCUCGUCGACGGCGACCACCGCCGCGUCAGGCCCAUCCCCGGGGCCCCCCGGGCCCUACGACUGCUGAAGCAAUCCGGGCUGAAGCUGCGAUUCUGCACCAACGAGUCCCAGACGCCCCUGAGCGCAUUUGUGGCGAUGCUGCGGCAUCUGGGAUUUGAUGUCUCCGAGAGCGAAGUGACGGCUCCCGUGCCGGCCGUGUGUCACCUCCUGGAGGAACGCCAACUGAGGCCGCACCUGCUCGUUCACGAUGCCGUCCGCCCUGAGUUUGACCGCAUCGACAGAACCAACCCAAACUGCGUGGUGAUCGCGGACGCCGGCGAAGGCUUUUCUUACCAACAAGUCAAUGAGGCUUUCCGAGUCCUCAUGAGCCUGGAAAACCCUGUCCUUCUGUCCCUGGGGAAAGGGCGCUUCUACAAAGGGAUGGACGGACUCCAGCUGGACGUUGGCCCCUUCAUGAAGGCGCUGGAGUACGCCUGCGACAUCCACGCCGAAGUGGUGGGGAAACCGACUCCCGGGUUUUUCCAGUCGGCGCUGCGGGAGCUGGGAGUCGAAGCCGGCCAGACCCUCAUGAUCGGAGACGACAUCGUGAGCGACGUUGGCGGGGCCCAGCGCUGUGGCAUGAGAGCGCUCCAAGUGCGGACGGGAAAGUACAGGCCCUGUGAUGAGCGGCGCUCCGACGUGAAGGCCGACGGCUACGUGGACAACCUGGCUGAGGCAGCAGAUCUGCUCCUGCGGCACCUGCCCCGGGCCUGAUGCCGGGCCCUCGAGCUUCCUGCUCCUCUUAGGCUCCCCACCCUCCUUGACCUCUGGCCUCCGUGGCCCCCCCAGCCUCCCCCAUUCUCCCUGGAUCAAUCAAUCAAUCAAUCAUAUUUAUUGAGCGCUGACU
Messenger RNA from Tachyglossus aculeatus (Australian echidna), 955 nucleotides. It is a transcript of the gene LHPP, whose product is annotated as phospholysine phosphohistidine inorganic pyrophosphate phosphatase. The record is from RefSeq and is a predicted model, not a curated record. Gene Ontology annotation, cellular component: cytosol. Gene Ontology annotation, biological process: dephosphorylation. The transcript has 7 exons. Gene Ontology annotation, molecular function: phosphatase activity; inorganic diphosphate phosphatase activity. Bases 1 to 822 code for a protein of 273 amino acids. Lineage: Eukaryota; Metazoa; Chordata; Mammalia; Monotremata; Tachyglossidae.